AAGAAUAUAUUUUGACGAAAACGUUUACGAAAUACAGAAACUGGUCAGCCUGGAGAAGUUGGAAAUCGAUCACAUUUAUUCUGGAGAGAAGCCAUCUGUUAACUUGCAACGAAUAUGUGCUCCACUAGAGAACCUUAGAGCUCUUAGGGUGCGCAGCAUAAAUAUAGUGCCUUUUGAAGAGCCUUAUCCUGCGAUGUGGAUGGGAUUGGAAUCCUUAGAGUUGAUGAGCUGCACAUUAUCUAAUGAAUUGCCAGAUUGCCCUAAUCUUACAUUUUUGCAUAUUCAUAGUGAAACAUUACACGACAAGAAUUAUUUCUUGAAGUAUAUUCUCAAAAAUGGAAAAACUCUUAAAAUGUUAUGUGAAAGCUGCGAUCCACGAAUUGAUUCCGAGGGUUUUCUCCAAAUACUUCGGGACUGCCCUAAAUUGCGAAAUUUUAGUACACCAAUGCCACCUAUGAAACUUCACCCGGAGUACGUGUCUUCUAUUGUCCAAAUUCUAAAAGAUAAUGGAGUAACGCGGGAGGAUCCCUUAAAACUGGUAUUAUUCAAGCGUAAAACGUGGAAAAGGCUCCGAAGAUUACUACGUCGGAACACUGAUAAGCUGAUCGAUUUGUCGUUAAUUAUUUAAGCAUAUAUAUAAUUAUUUUAUUUGGAAAAAAAGAAUUAAUGAUAUAUUUAAAUAACGAACUACAUAAGCAGCGAAGAAUGUCGACUUGUAACGAAAGUGUACUCCUCUAGGGAAUAUCAAACUCGUCUAAUGAUGCCGUUUAGCACUUAUUUAGCGGUGUGUUUGGACCUGGAAUCCUUGGAAUCAUUGUAUUGCGAAUGCCUAAAUGCAACCACAUCAACAAAGAUCAAUAUUUCUUGAGGUUUAUUCUCGAAAAUAAAAAUAAGCUGA
Molecule: messenger RNA, 898 nt
Organism: Drosophila eugracilis
Lineage: Eukaryota; Metazoa; Arthropoda; Insecta; Diptera; Drosophilidae
Exons: 3
Coding region: 194-628 (144 amino acids)
Source: RefSeq, a predicted model, not a curated record